Erythranthe guttata (spotted monkey flower) is the source of this 411-nucleotide messenger RNA. Lineage: Eukaryota; Viridiplantae; Streptophyta; Magnoliopsida; Lamiales; Phrymaceae. The record is from RefSeq and is a predicted model, not a curated record.
AUGGAAAGACUGGUGCUGCAUCUGACGGCGGCGGUGAGGCAACCAACGGUGGCGGGUAUACUAUGGGAAGCACUUCAGGUGGCGGAGAUAACGGCGGCGUGGGGGGCGGAGGAGACGGGACUAACGGCGGCGGAGGCGAUGGAGAUGGCGGGGGAGGUGAUGGGAUUUGAGGACGGAGGGGAGGCCGGCGGCGGUGAAGAAACUAGAGGCGGCGGAGACGCCGGAGCAACUGGCGGCGGCGGGAGGGUUACUAUCGGAGGAGGUGAAGAAGGUAUUAAAGGUGGGGGGAACACAAUUUGUGGUGGCGGCGACGCAACGAGCGGUGGAGGCAAAGGAACCCUCGGCGGCGGCCUACGGCGGGGCGACGGCGGCGAUCUUGGCAGAAAAGGGUUUGUAGGAGAAGUGCGUUGA